AUGGGGUGCUGUGAUGAGGAGUUACGAGGUGAUGUGAUGAGGAGUUAUGGGGUGAUGUGAUGAGGAGUUAUGGGGUGAUGUGAUGAGGAGUUAUGGGGUGAUGUGAUGAGGAGUUAUGGGGUGAUGUGAUGAGGAGUUAUGGGGUGAUGUGCUGAGGAGUUAUGGGGUGAUGUAAUGAGGAGUUAUGGUGAAGUGAUGAGGAGUUAUGGUGAAGUGAUGAGGAGUUAUGGUGAAGUGAUGAGGAGUUAUGGGGUGAUGAGGAGUUAUGGGGUGAUGUGAUGAGGAGUUAUGGGUUAUGUGAUGAGCAGUUAUGGGGUGAUGAGGAGUUAUGGGGUGAUGAGGAGUUAUGGGGUGAUGUGAUGAGGAGUUAUGGGGUGAUGUGCUGAGGAGUUAUGGGGUGAUGUGCUGAGGAGUUAUGGGGUGAUGUAAUGGAGUUAUGGGGUGAUGAGGAGUUAUGGGGUGCUGUGAUGAGGAGUUAUGGGUGAUGUGGCUGAGGAGUUUUGGGUUAUGGGUGUGAGUGAGGUAUGGUGAUGGAUUAUUGUGUAGUUAGGGCUGUAGAAUGUGUUAUAGGAGUGUAUGGCUGGGAUAUGGUGUGUUGGUUAUGGGGGAGGAGUAUGGGAUGAGAGUUAGUGCUGUGAUGGGACGUUAUGUGAUAGUGAUUGAUGAGCCAGUGAUGAACCGUUAUGUGUGUAGGCGUCUUAUGAGGCAGUGGGAUGGGACAUGAGAGUAUGUGGUGGUGGUAGUGAGAGUAUGGUGCACAGCGAGAUGGGGAUCAGUACUAGAGUAGUGCCUAUCGUUAGGCAUGUAGCAUGGGUGAAUAUGUCAUGAGACAGGGUGAGUCAGAGCUUGGGCCUGUGCAUGAGGAGCUUGGGAUGGGGACAGAGGACAUGUGGGAUAGGCGUUAUGCUGGAUGGAUCAUUUGUGCAAUCAUGACCUUUGCACAGACAGGUAGAGUCAUGUAAUAAGACUGAGAACGGGGCAUGACAGUCUCAGGGAUGGCUGGACUACAGGAACACGUUGGGAAAACAGGUCACAUGUAAGAUGUGCACGUACACUAACAGCGGCCUGAACGAGAUCUAGGAGACACAGCAAGAAAGGGUGAUGGCUACUACAACACACCGCUAAAGACGACAACCACUGCUAGAGAUCACUUGCAACAACAGCUGAAAAGACAGUACACACUGCUAGAGAUGGCUCAACAGACACCUGAAACAGACAGCAACACUGCAGAAUGGCACUCACAACCUGAGCUGGUAACUAGUCAACAGUGACACACGUGCAGUAGCUGGUAACAUAGUCACUGAACAGGCACUGUUGGACAGACUAGAGAUGCUAGUCACUACAGUGUACUACAGACAUUGUGGCAGAGCUGGUAAUCAGUCACUACAGUGCACUCGUUGGCCAACUGAAAAGACAUCUAGGUCACUACAAGCACUACUUUCCAGAGCUGCAAUGCUAGUCACUACAGACAACUACUGGACCAGACCUGUAGGGCAACAACACCUGUACAAACUGACAUGACACUUGCCAGAGCUGGUAAACAUACAGUGACACUACGAUGGCCAGGAUCUAAAUGUAUUAUUACAUACGUGCACUCAGUGCCAACACUGUAUGGCAAGACAUACUGAUCUCAGUGCACAACUGUAUACAGAGCUUAUUAGUAUACAUGAUGGUGCCAGACACUGUAACUAUGGUAAACAGAUACUACGAUUGGUCAGGCUGUAACAGUAUAAAGACAUACUGAUGGUCCAGGCUGUCACAUGUAUAAAGACAUACUGAUGGUCAGGCUGAACAUGUUAGACUCUGUGUCAGCAACAUGUAUAAAGACAUACUGAUGGUCAGGCUGCAACAUGUAUAAAGACAUACUGAUGGUCAGGCUGUAACAUGUAUAAAGACAUACUGAUGGUCAGGCUGUAACAUGUAUAAAGAAUACUGAUGGUCAGGCUGCAACAUGUAUAAAGACAUACUGAUGGUCAGGCUGACAUUGAAUGUGCUAACAUGUAUAAAGACAUACUGAUGGUCAGGCUGUAACAUGUAUAAAGAAACUGAUGGUCAGGCUGUAACAUGUAUAAAGACAUACUGAUGGUCAGGCUGUAAACAUGUAUAAAGACAUACUGAUGGUCAGGCUGUAACAUGUAUAAAGACAUACUGAUGGUCAGGCUGUAACAUGUAUAAAGACAUACUGAUGGUCAGGCUGUAACAUGUAUAAAGACAUACUGAUGGUCAGGCUGUAACAUGUAUAAAGACAUACUGAUGGUCAGGCUGUAACAUGUAUAAAGACAUACUGAUGGUCAGGCUGUAACAUGUAUAAAGACAUACUGAUGGUCAGGCUGCAACAACAUGUAUAAAGACAUACUGAUGGUCAGGCUGUAACAUGUAUAAAGACAUACUGAUGGUCAGGCUUAACAUGUAUAAAGACAUACUGAUGGUCAGGCUGUAACAUGUAUAAAGACAUACUGAUGGUCAGGCUGUAACAUGUAUAAAGAUAUACUGAUGGUCAGGCUGUAACAUGUAUAAAGACAUACUGAUGGUCAGGCUGUAACAUGUAUAAAGAUAUACUGAUGGUCAGGCUGUAACAUGUAUAAAGACAUACUGAUGGUCAGGCUGUAACAUGUAUAAAGACAUACUGAUGGUCAGGCUGUAACAUGUAUAAAGACAUACUGAUGGUCAGGCUGUAACAUGUAUAAAGACAUACUGAUGGUCAGGCUGUAACAUGUAUAAGCUACUGAUGGUCCUGUAACAUGUAUAAAGACAUACUGAUGGUCAGGCUGUAACAUUAAAAGCAUACUGAGGUCAGGCUGAACAUGUAUAAAGAAUACUGAUGGUCAGGCUGUAACAUGUAUAAAGACAUACUGAUGGUCAGGCUGAAACAUGUAUAAAGACAUACUGAUGGUCAGGCUACUGUAAAACAUCGAUGGUCAGUAAACAUUUAGACUGAUGGUCAGGCUGUAACAUGUAUAAAGACAUACUGAUGGUCAGGCUAACAUGUAUAAAGACAUACUGAUGGUCAGGCUGUAACAUGUAUAAAGACAUACUGAUGGUCAGGCUGUAACAUGUAUAAAGAAUACUGAUGGUCAGGCUGUAACAUGUAUAAAGACAUACUGAUGGUCAGGCUGUAACAUGUAUAAAGACAUACUGAUGGUCAGGCUGUAACAUGUAUAAAGACAUACUGAUGGUCAGGCUGUAACAUGUAUAAAGACAUACUGAUGGUCAGGCUGUAACAUGUAUAAAGACAUACUGAUGGUCAGGCUGUAACAUGUAUAAAGACAUACUGAUGGUCAGGCUUGAAACAUGUAUAAAGACAUACUGAUGGUCAGGCUGUGAACAUGUAUAAAGAAUACUGAUGGUCAGGCUGUCAACAUGUAUAAAGACAUACUGAUGGUCAGGCUGUAACAUGUAUAAAGACAUACUGAUGGUCAGGCUGUAACAUGUAUAAAGACAUACUGAUGGUCAGGCUGUAACAUGUAUAAAGACAUACUGAUGGUCAGGCUGUAACAUGUAUAAAGACAUACUGAUGGUCAGGCUGUAACAUGUAUAAAGAUAUACUGAUGGUCAGGCUGUAACAUGUAUAAAGAUAUACUGAUGGUCAGGCUAAACCAUGUAUAAAACAUAUGAUGUCAGGCUACCAACACAUGUAUAAAGACAUACUGAUGGUCAGGCUGUAACAUGUUAUAAAGACAUACUGAUGGUCAGGCUGUAACAUGUUAAAGACAUACUGAUGGUCAGGCUGUAACAUGUAUAAGACAUACUGAUGGUCAGGCUGUAACAUGUAUAAAGACAUACUGAUGGUCAGGCGUGUAACAUGUAUAAAGACAUACUGAUGGUCAGGCUGCAAAACAUGUAUAAAGAUCAUACUGAUGGUCAGGCUGCAAACAUGUAUAAAGAUAUACUGAUGGUCAGGCUGUAACAUGUAUAAAGACAUACUGAUGGUCAGGCUGCAACAUGUAUAAAGACAUACUGAUGGUCAGGCUGUACAUGUAAUAAAGACAUACUGAUGGUCAGGCUGUAACAUGUAUAAAGACAUACUGAUGGUCAGCUGUAACAUGUAUAAAGACAUACUGAUGGUCAGGCUACAACAUGUAUAAAGAUAUACUGAUGGUCAGGCUUAAACAUGUAUAAAGACAUACUGAUGGUCAGGCUGUAACAUGUAUAAAGACAUACUGAUGGUCAGGCUGUAACAUGUAUAAAGACAUACUGAUGGUCAGGCUGUAACAUGUAUAAAGACAUACUGAUGGUCAGGCUGUAACAUGUAUAAAGACAUACUGAUGGUCAGGCUGUACAUGUAUAAGACAUAGAUGUCAGUGAACAUGAUACAUACUGAUGGUCAGGCUACAACAACAUGUAUAAAGACAUACUGAUGGUCAGGCUUAACAUGUAUAAAGAUAUACUGAUGGUCAGGCUGCAACAUGUAUAAAGAUAUACUGAUGGUCAGGCUGUAACAUGUAUAAAGACAUACUGAUGGUCAGGCUGUCAACACAUGUAUAAAGACAUACUGAUGGUCAGGCUGUAACAUGUAUAAGACAUACUGAUGGUCAGCUGUAACAUGUAUAAAGACAUACUGAUGGUCAGGCUGUAACAUGUAUAAAGACAUACUGAUGGUCAGGCUGUAACAUGUAUAAAAGACAUACUGAUGGUCAGGCUGUACAUGUAUAAAGAAUACUGAUGGUCAGGCUUAAACAUGUAUAAAGAUAUACUGAUGGUCAGCUACAACAUGUUAAAGACUACUGAUGGUCAGGCUACAACAACAUGUAUAAAGACAUACUGAUGGUCAGGCUGUAACAUGUAUAAAGAUAUACUGAUGGUCAGGCUGUAACAUGUAUAAAGACAUACUGAUGGUCAGGCUGCAACAUGUAUAAAGACAUACUGAUGGUCAGGCUGUAACAUGUAUAAAGACAUACUGAUGGUCAGGCUACAACAACAUGUAUAAAGACAUACUGAUGGUCAGGCUGUAACAUGUAUAAAGACAUACUGAUGGUCAGGCUGUAACAUGUAUAAAGACAUACUGAUGGUCAGGCUACAACAACAUGUACAAAGACAUACUGAUGGUCAGGCUGCAACAUGUAUAAAGAUAUACUGAUGGUCAGGCUGUAACAUGUAUAAAGACAUACUGAUGGUCAGGCUGUAACAUGUAUAAAGACAUACUGAUGGUCAGGCUGUAACAUGUAUAAAGAUACAGUGGGGGAAAAAAGUAUUUAGUCAGCCACCAAUUGCGCAAGUUCUCCCACUUAAAAAGAUGAGAGAGGCCUGUAAUUUUCAUCAUAGGUACACGUCAACUAUGACAGAAAAAAUGAGGGAAAAAAAUCCAGAAAAUCACAUUGUAGGAUUUUUAAUGAAUUUAUUUGCAAAUUAUGGUGGAAAAUAAGUAUUUGGUCAAUAACAAAAGUUUCUCAAUACUUUGUUAUAUACCCUUUGUUGGCAAUGACACAGGUCAAACGUUUUCUGUAAGUCUUCACAAGGUUUUCACACACUGUUGCUGGUAUUUUGGCCCAUUCCUCAUGCAGAUCUCCUCUAGAGCAGUGAUGUUUUGGGGCUGUCGCUGGGCAACACGGACUUUCAACUCCCUCCAAAGAUUUUCUAUGGGGUUGAGAUCUGGAGACUGGCUAGGCCACUCCAGGAGCUUGAAAUGCUUCUUACGAAGCCACUCCUUCGUUGCCCGGGCGGUGUGUUUGGGAUCAUUGUCAUGCUGAAAGACCCAGCCACGUUUCAUCUUCAAUGCCCUUGCUGAUGGAAGGAGGUUUUCACUAAAAAUCUCACGAUACAUGGCCCCAUUCAUUCUUUCCUUUACACGGAUCAGUCGUCCUGGUCCCUUUGCAGAAAAACAGCCCCAAAGCAUGAUGUUUCCACCCCCAUGCUUCACAGUAGGUAUGGUGUUCUUUGGAUGCAACUCAGCAUUCUUUGUCCUCCAAACACGACGAGUUGAGUUUUUACCAAAAAUUUAUAUUUUGGUUUCAUCUGACCAUAUGACAUUCUCCCAAUCCUCUUCUGGAUCAUCCAAAUGCACUCUAGCAAACUUCAGACGGGCCUGGACAUGUACUGGCUUAAGCAGGGGGACACGUCUGGCACUGCAGGAUUUGAGUCCCUGGCGGCGUAGUGUGUUACUGAUGGUAGGCUUUGUUACUUUGGUCCCAGCUCUCUGCAGGUCAUUCACUAGGUCCCCCCGUGUGGUUCUGGGAUUUUUGCUCACCGUUUUUGUGAUCAUUUUGACCCCACGGGGUGAGAUCUUGCGUGGAGCCCCAGAUCGAGGGAGAUUAUCAGUGGUCUUGUAUGUCUUCCAUUUCCUAAUAAUUGCUCCCACAGUUGAUUUCUUCAAACCAAGCUGCUUACCUAUUGCAGAUUCAGUCUUCCCAGCCUGGUGCAGGUCUACAAUUUUGUUUCUGGUGUCCUUUGACAGCUCUUUGGUCUUGGCCAUAGUGGAGUUUGGAGUGUGACUGUUUGAGGUUGUGGACAGGUGUCUUUUAUACUGAUAACGAGUGGAGGAAAGAGGAGCCUCUUAAAGAAGAAGUUACAGGUCUGUGAGAGCCAGAAAUCUUGCUUGUUUGUAGGUGACCAAAUACUUAUUUUCCACCAUAAUUUGCAAAUAAAUUCAUUAAAAAUCCUACAAUGUGAUUUUCUGGAUUUUUUUUCUUCUCAAUUUGUCUGUCAUAGUUGACGUGUACCUAUGAUGAAAAUUACAGGCCUCUCUCAUCUUUUUAAGUGGGAGAACUUGCACAAUUGGUGGCUGACUAAAUACUUUUUUCCCCCACUGUAUACUGAUGGUCAGGCUGUAACAUGUAUAAAGACAUACUGAUGGUCAGGCUGUAACAUGUAUAAAGACAUACUGAUGGUCAGGCUGCAACAUGUAUAAAGAUAUACUGAUGGUCAGGCUGUAACAUGUAUAAAGACAUACUGAUGGUCAGGCUGCAACAUGUAUAAAGAUAUACUGAUGGUCAGGCUGUAACAUGUAUAAAGACAUACUGAUGGUCAGGCUGUAACAUGUAUAAAGACAUACUGAUGGUCAGGCUGUAACAUGUAUAAAGACAUACUGAUGGUCAGGCUGUAACAUGUAUAAAGACAUACUGAUGGUCAGGCUACAACAACAUGUAUAAAGAUAUACUGAUGGUCAGGCUGUAACAUGUAUAAAGACAUACUGAUGGUCAGGCUGUAACAUGUAUAAAGACAUACUGAUGGUCAGGCUACAACAACAUGUAUAAAGACAUACUGAUGGUCAGGCUGUAACAUGUAUAAAGACAUACUGAUGGUCAGGCUGUAACAUGUAUAAAGACAUACUGAUGGUCAGGCUGUAACAUGUAUAAAGACAUACUGAUGGUCAGGCUGUAACAUGUAUAAAGAUAUACUGAUGGUCAGGCUACAACAACAUGUAUAAAGACAUACUGAUGGUCAGGCUGCAACAACAGGGCAGUGAGUACACAGUGUGAGUGUAUGUUAAAUGAUGACAUAAUGCCCUCAGCUGUGCCUGUCCCUGGAGUGUGGAAGCCAUGUGGCAGGACCAGAGCCAGGCAGGCCCCAUGAAUGGACAAUAUGGCCCCUGUGUCAGCCAGGCCUCUCUGUGGGUAGCAGGGUUUCCAGGUUGUGACAAAAAGCUAAAGCAAAAAGAAAAGCUAUAAAUCAAACUGUUUCUGGUCGGGAGAAAAAAUAUAUAUAAAUCCUUCAUAAGAGUUUCAGGUUUGGGGAAGCGUACAAUUUAGUUAGGGGUGGUAUGUAAUAUGGCUCUGGGGGGAGUUAGGGGUGGUAUGUAGUAUGGCUCUGGGGGGAGUUAGGGGUGGUAUGUAGUAUGGCUCUGGGGGGAGUUAGGGGUGGUAUGUAGUACGGCUCUGGGGGAGUUAGGGGUGGAAUGUAGUAUGGCUCUGGGGGAGUUAGGGGUGGUAUGUAGUAUGGCUCUGGGGGAGUUAGGGGUGGUAUGUAGUAUGGCUCUGGGGGAAGUUAGGGGUGGUAUGUAGUAUGGCUCUGGGGGAGUUAGGGGUGGUAUGUAGUAUGGCUCUGGGGGAGUUAGGGGUGGUAUGUAGUAUAGGGGUGGUAUGUAGUAUGGCUCUGGGGGAGUUAGGGGUGGUCUGUAGUAUAGGGGUGGUAUGUAGUAUGGCUCUGGGGGAGUUAGGGGUGGUAUGUAGUAUAGGGGUGGUAUGUAGUAUGGUUCUGGAGGGAGUUAGGGGUGGUAUGGCUCUGGGGGGAGUUAGGGGUGGUAUGUAGUAUGGCUCUGGGGGAGUUAGGGGUGGUCUGUAGUAUGGCUCUGGGGGAGUUAGGGGUGGUAUGUAGUAUGGCUCUGGGGGAGUUAGGGGUGGUAUGUAGUAUAGGGGUGGUAUGUAGUAUGGCUCUGGGGGAGUUAGGGGUGGUAUGUAGUAUGGCUCUGGGGGAGUUAGGGGUGGUAUGUAGUAUAGGGGUGGUAUGUUGUAUGGUUCUGGAGGGAGUUAGGGGUGGUAUGGCUCUGGGGGGAGUUAGGGGUGGUAUGUAGUAUGGCUCUGGGGGAGUUAGGGGUGGUCUGUAGUAUGGCUCUGGGGGAGUUAGGGGUGGUAUGUAGUAUGGCUCUGGGGGGAGUUAGGGGUGGUAUGUAGUAUGGCUCUGGGGGGAGUUGGGGGUGGUAUGGCUGGCUUUCUAAGAAGCCGUCACCACUCAAUUCAUUUCAAAGGGGCUUUAUUGUCUGGAUUACUGCAACUCGCUGUUGGCUGGGCUCCCUGCCUGUGCCAUUAAACCCCUACAACUCAUCCAGAAUGCCGCAGCCCGUCUGGUGUUCAACCUUCCCAAGUUCUCUCACGUCACCCCCCUCCUCCGCACACUCCACUGGCUUCCAGUUGAAGCUCGCAUCCGUUACAAGACCAUGGUGCUUGCCUAUGGAGCAGUGAGGGGAACGGCUCCUCCGUACCUUCAGGCUCUGAUCAGUCCCUACACCCAGGCGAGGGCAUUGCGUUCAUCCACCUCUGGCCUGCUGGCUCCCCUUCCUCUGCGGAAGCAUAGUUCCCGCUCAGCCCAGUCAAAGCUGUUCGCUGCUCUGGCACCCCAAUGGUGGAACAAGCUCCCUCACGACGCCAGGACAGCGGAGUCACUCACCACCUUCCGGAGACAUUUGAAACCCCACCUCUUUAAGGAACACCUGGGAUAGGAUAAAGUAAUCCUUCUACCCCCCCCAAAAAAAAAAAAAAAAAAGUAUAAUUGUAAAGUGGUUAUCCCACUGGCUAUAGGGUGAAUGCACCAAUUUGUAGUCGCUCUGGAUAAGAGCGUCUGCUAAAUGACGUAAAUGUGCCCUUGAGCAAGGCACUUAACCCUAAUUGCUCCUGUAAGUCGCUCUGGAUAAGAGCGUCUGCUAAAUGACUAAAAUGUAAUGUAAAUGUAAUGUAGUAUGGCUCUGGGGGAGUUAGGGGUGGUAUGUAGUAUGGUUCUGGAGGGAGUUAGGGGUGGUAUGGCUCUGGGGGAGUUAGGGGUGGUAUGUAGUAUGGCUCUGGGGGAGUUAGGGGUGGUAUGUAGUAUGGCUCUGGGGGAGUUAGGGGUGGUAUGUAGUAUGGCUCUGGGGGGAGUUAGGGGUGGUAUGUAGUAUGGCUCUGGGGGGAGUUGGGGGUGGUAUGGCUGGCUUUCUAAGAAGCCGUCACCACUCAAUUCAUUUCAAAGGGGCUUUAUUGGCAUAGGAAACUUGUUGACAUUACAAAAGCAAGUGAAAUAAACAAUCAACAGAAGUGAGAAGGCAAAUAUUGCACUAAAAAAGGUUUUAAAAAGAUAAAGACGUUUCAAGUGUUAUAUUAUCAGCUAUAUGUUUUAUCAAUGUGCAAAUAGUUGUAGUAUGAAUAGUGGGGGAAGAUACAUAAACAGAUAAAUAUGGGUUGUAUUUAUAAUGGGGUUUGUUCUUCACUGGUUGCCCUUUUCUCAUGGCAACAGGUCAUAAAUCUUGCUGCUGUGACUGCACACUGUGGUAUUUCACCCAAUAGAUAUGGGAGUUUAUAAAUGUUUGUUGUGUUUAACAAUUAUUUGUGGGUGUGUGUAAUCUGUGGGAAAUAUGUGUCUCUAAUAUGGUCAUACAUUUGGCAGGAGGUUAGGAAGUGCAGCUCAGUUUCCACUUCAUUUUGUGGGCAGUGUGCACAUAGCCUGUCUUUUCUCGAUAGCCAGGUCUGCCUACGGCGGCCUUUCUCAAUAGCAAGGCUAUGGUCACUGAGUCUGUACAGUCAAGGAUUUCCUUAAUUUUGGGUCAGUCACAGUGGUCAGGUAUUCUGCCAGGUAGCAUUCCAAUUUGCUCUGUUUAUUGGUUGAUUCUUUCCAAUGUGUCAAGUAAUUAUAUUUUUGUUUUCUUAUAAUUUGGUUGGGUCUAAAUGUGUUUCUGUCCUGGGGCUCUGUGGGCUCUGUAUGUGUUUGUGAACAGAGCCCCAGAACCAGCUUGCUUAGGGGACUCUUCUCUAGGUUCAUCUCUCUGUAGGUGAUGGCUUUGUGGGGGAAUGUGUGGGCAUCGCUUCCUUUUAGGUGGUUGUAGAAUUUAACGGCUCUUUUCUAGAUUUUGAUCAGUAGCGGGUAUAGUCCUAAUUCUGCUCUGCAUGAUUUGUUUGGGGUUUGGCGUUGUACACAAAGUAUAUUUUUGCAGAAUUCUGCAUGCAGAGUCUCAAUUGGGUGUUUGUCCCAUUUUGUGAAUUAUUGGUUGGUGAGUGGACCCCAGACUUCACAACCAUAGAGGGCAAUUUGUUCGAUAACUGAUUUAAGUAUUUACACAGUACAGGCUAACUAACAGGUUGGGUCAGAACCCUAUAGCCACAGGGAUAUGGCACAGUACAGGCCAUGCCACAGCAUAAUCACAGCUAAUUAACAGGUUGGGUCAGAACCCUAUAGCCUCAGGGAUAUGACACAGUACAGGCCAUGCCAAAGCAGAAUCACAGCUAACUAACAGGUUGGGUCAGAACCCUAUAGCCUCAGGGAUAUGGCACAGUACAGGUCAUGCCACAGCAUAAUCACAGCUAACUAACAGGUUGGGUCAGAACCCUAUAGCCUCAGGGAUAUGGCACAGUACAGGUCAUGCCACAGCAUAAUCACAGCUAACUAACAGGUUGGGUCAGAACCCUAUAGCCUCAGGGAUAUGACACAGUACAGGCCAUGCCACAGCAUAAUCACAGCUAACUAACAGGUUGGGUCAGAACCCUAUAGCCUCAGGGAUAUGGCACAGUACAGGUCAUGCCAAAGCAGAAUCACAGCUAACUAACAGGUUGGGUCAGAACCCUAUAGCCUCAGGGAUAUGACACAGUACAGGCCAUGCCAAAGCAGAAUCACAGCUAACUAACAGGUUGGGUCAGAACCCUAUAGCCUCAGGGAUAUGGCACAGUACAGGUCAUGCCACAGCAUAAUCACAGCUAACUAACAGGUUGGGUCAGAACCCUAUAGCCUCAGGGAUAUGGCACAGUACAGGUCAUGCCACAGCAUAAUCACAGCUAACUAACAGGUUGGGUCAGAACCCUAUAGCCUCAGGGAUAUGGCACAGUACAGGUCAUGCCACAGCAUAAUCACAGCUAACUAACAGGUUGGGUCAGAACCCUAUAGCCUCAGGGAUAUGGCACAGUACAGGUCAUGCCACAGCAUAAUCACAGCUAACUAACAGGUUGGGUCAGAACCCUAUAGCCUCAGGGAUAUGGCACAGUACAGGUCAUGCCACAGCAUAAUCACAGCUAACUAACAGGUUGGGUCAGAACCCUAUAGCCUAAGGGAUAUGGCACAGUACAGGUCAUGCCACAGCAUAAUCACAGCUAACUAACAGGUUGGGUCAGAACCCUAUAGCCUCAGGGUGCAGAUGUGCUGCCAACAAUGCAAUGUUUUCAACAGCAGUUUGAUCAAAGCUGCAUGGGCUCUCUAACUGGCAACAUGUUAAUGUCCAGGGAACAUAAUGUACUGUAAUAUAGACAUGAGGAUGUGAGCACCUGUGGUCUUCCACUCCAUAGGGGGAGAAAGAAGCUGAUAGGAAGAGCUGAUUGUUUUGUUCUGGUUUUUACAUAUUUUAACUAAUGGAAAGAUAAACUACUAAUGCAUUAUCAUUGGCUGUGGUUAGUCAAAAGAUAAAACUGAUCACCAAUAACUGAGUAAAUGUAACACCAGAUAGUGAUCAUAAUAAAGCUUUCUGCUAUAAUCAUAAUGUAACACCAGAUAGUGAUCAUAAUAAAGCUUUCUGCUAUAAUCACAAUGUAACACCAGAUACUGAUCAUAAUAAAGCUUUCUGCUAUAAUCCCAAUGUAACACCAUGGUAAAAAAAAAAAAAAAGACAAAAUCAAUGCAGGUAACACAACCUUCUGCAGUGUGAGAACUUAUUCUAAUCGCAACAAAAAAAAAAACUUACUUUGACUAAUUUUGCCAAAACUUUAAAGAAGUGUCACUGUCAACUGAUCCUGACAAAAAUGUACUCACCAAAUGUGUCUCCAUUGGCCUCCUCGGGUUUUGUCCCCGGUCUCUUCUCCUGAUCGACAGUCUGUGUGCUGGACGAAGAACACCCCAUGGUGAAGAAGAGAGGAGAGAUGAAGAGAUGGAUGAAAAUAAAAGAUGGAAAGAAGAUUGACACUAAAAGCGAAUGGUCGAUGCUCUGUCAACUCAGACAGCGACUGGCUGGGUAAAACAUGAACAGAACAGCAAGGUGGUUGUCUAUGAGGAGUAACUGGAGACCAUUAUUUCCUGUUGUCUGUCUGCCCUGUCUGUUUAUGCAUGGCCAGUCGCCCUCAUGCCCUGGACAACGGACUGUUGUGCUCUGCACACUAACCACACGUAAGGCACUGUCUGGAUAAAAUGAAGACCCUCAACUGUGCUCUCUCUCUUUACAUUGGGGAAGUAGUUUAAACAAGAGCAUGUUGAUCAACCCCGCCCCCUACCCUCUCCUUCAGAAGAGCCCAUUCUCUGAAAAAUCCACCUGGUGGCUCUUAUGUACUGGUGAGUUCUCUUUCCCCCAUUUAUAGUUCAAGUAACUUGGAAUGUAUUACUAGUAAUACAUGUUUGUUUGUUUAUUAUUCCAAAUAAGACAAUCCAAGACUUUGGCCCAGACGUUGAUGGACUGUCAACAACAAGUCAUUUGUCAGUAAGUGCAAGUGGAGGGAUACCAGUGCCUGCAGCCCUCUCCGCAAAAAAAGUAUCAAACGUGAUUGAUAAUUUACAAAGUAGUCAAUGUCUGCAAAAAAUAGGGCGUGUGUGUGCGCGCAGUGUUAAAUUGUUGCUGUUACAGUGCCAUCUACCAGUACUGUACUAUCUUUGACGCGACGUCGCCAUCUACUGGAUGAAGUAGCCACCUGCAGCAUCAAAGAUACUUGGCGCUUUGCACAACAAGCAGAACCGCACCCCCUCGCGGCAACUGAAGCGGGACGCUGGUUACUAUAGGAACGAAUCGCUUGGAGUUUCUCUGUUUAUGAGAGACACACACAGGUCGCUCGCUAACUUUACAUCGUAGCGAGUAAUUAUUUCGCUAAAUACCUACAACUUCUCAUUCCCUCCGUGACACGGUUAUUGUCUCGUGAGUAGGAAAUUGACUUCUCACUAUUGCUUUCAACCAUUCUCUUCACUAACAGUAACGUUAGCUAGUAACAUUAAACCAAACUGCUAACUUUAGCUAACUAGCAUUGUCGUCAAAGACUGUCGCACGACCCAGGCUGUAGGUACUAGGCUAGCCACAACUUUGUAAAUGUAGCUUUAUUAAUGUAUGGGCAUUUCUGUUGUCAACAGGUCAGCCAUGAAUGCAGAGAUAGUUUCCUCACUUCUAACUCAAGAGGUGCCAGCAGGAGCUGCUGCAGCAGUUCCAGUGGAUCACCUGGACUAUGGCUACAUUGAGAAAUGCACUGACGUGAAACACCUGGGGAAGAUUCUGAGGGUGCUAAGGUAAAUGGUUCAAUCUAAGUGAGAAAUGGACAAAAGAGUUGCACAAAUAGUGCAACAAAAAUUCAGAACUGAAAUGGGGAUCAAUAUGCUCUUUUCCUUCCUGAUGACUAUUAUGCCAGCCAAGUGAACAUCUCUGUAUUAUGUUGAUAGAUGUCAUGAAAUUCACAGUCAGCCAUUUCACUACAGAUCUGGAGAUGAGGGUAUCUAUCCCCAUCUGAUAGAGUUCUGUGAGAGUCGUCUGGAGAGGUUGGACCCAAGAAGCCGUGCCCUCAGAAAGGACAACCCCCCAGCCACCGCUGCCUGCCUCUCUGGAGAUGAAUGGAGCCAGAUCACUGACGAACUCAAGGUGCUGUCCUCACCACACAACGUUGUCUAAAAGUGACCACAAGGUUGUGGGGCCUCACUGUGCCAAUGUGACUUUUGUAAUCUGUCGUGGACAGACUACGUAAAACAUCAAGCAUCUGACCAAAUUAUGCAAGAUUUGAGUUCUGGGUUAACAGAGAUCAGUGACUUUGUAACAACACUUGGACGUGUCAUUGAGACUUUGUAUUAGUAGUAAUACCAUAGUAGUGUAGCAGUAGUACUGCUGUAGACAAUGACAUGGAUACACACGUCCUUAUGUACCAGACUUACCUAACAUCCACCACACUGUUUCACUGUUACAGAAGUGGGAGAGAGAUGCCAAAAUGAGUGAAACUGAGCUGAAACAACAAUCUUUAUUUCAUGAUCUUGAAAAUGAUAAUGUUCCCCCAGUACGUGGCUCAAGUUGCUCUAUUACUCUCAAGCAGGUAAAGUCUCUCUGUUUAUGAGGAAAUACAAUUAUUUUGUGUUGUCAGACAAUAGUAGAACAAUGAGUUGAACUUCAUUCUGAAUUGUGUUGCAGAAUGCCGUUUCAAAUGGACAGAAGAAAACUUCACAGAAGAAGGUUCUUCCUCGUAAUUAUAUAGAAUGGGACCAGUGAGUCUAUAGAAGGUUCUUCCUCCUGAUUAUAUAGAAUGGGACCAGUGAGUCUAUAGAAGGUUCUUCCUCCUGAUUAUAUAGAAUGGGACCAGUGAGUCUAUAGAAGGUUCUUCCUCCUGAUUAUAUAGAAUGGGACCAGUGAGUCUAUAGAAGGUUCUUCCUCCUGAUGAUAUAGAAUGGGACCAAUGAGUCUAUAGAUUUUUCCUCCUGAUUAUAUAGAAUGGGACCAGUGAGUCUAUAGAAGGUUCUUCCUCCUGAUUAUAUAGAAUGGGACCAGUGAGUCUAUAGAAGGUUCUUCCUCCUGAUUAUAUAGAAUGGGACCAGUGAGUCUAUAGAAGAUUCUUCCUCCUGAUUAUAUAGAAUGGGACCAGUGAGUCUAUAGAAGGUUCUUCCUCCUGAUUAUAUAGAAUGGGACCAGUGAGUCUAUAGAAGGUUCUUCCUCCUGAUUAUAUAGAAUGGGACCAGUGAGUCUAUAGAAAGUUCUUCCUCCUGAUUAUAUAGAAUGGGACCAGUGAGUCUAUAGAAGGUUCUUCCUCCUGAUUAUAUAGAAUGGGACCAAUGAGUGUAUAGUUUUUUCCUGCCUUAUAAUUUGUGUAUGGGGUCCUGGAAUCAUACUUAGACAAUAUUAUCAACGUUAUCCCUCUGUAUUGCAGGUAUGACGUCGACAGGGAGUGUGAUAAAAUUGAUGGAAAUGUAACAACAAAGGAUCCCCCCGCAAUUAUAAACUCUAGAUAUCUGAAAAUCAGGAGCAAAAUGAAUACAACAGGUGAAAUAUCUAUUUGGUUCCCAUUAGACUGUGUCAUUAGUGUCUCAGAGAUGUUAUUUAGUUGUAACGGUUACACAAGUGUAAAUACAUGAAUUGUGUUGUUCAGUUAUAUCAUGAAUUCAUGCUCACUUGCAGUAUGUCUUUAUUUGACUGUUGUUGCUCCGUAGUCUUGAUAGAAUGUGUAUGUUCUUCUAGCGCUGACUGAGCAGGAGAAAGUCCUCGUUGCCAACCGUGAGAAGGUUAAAGGCAACGAGGCUUUCAAGGCCAACGACUAUGAAGAAGCAGUGGUGUAUUAUUCAAGGUCAGACCCUUUAACUUAACACUAACAGCUGUCUCACUUGGAGGAGUUAGGGAUCGUCAUUACCGUCAAGCUAAGCUGAUGCUAGUAUCUUUUAGUGAAUGCAUAUUCAAUGGGUUUAAUUCCUUUUGUCUUGAGUUCAGCUUUAAACCAUAGAGAUACAUUUAUAUUCAUAGAGAUCCUAUUCAUUUGCUAAAGGGGCUAUGUCAUAAUUCCUUAUUCAAUGUUUAUAUUAAGGAAAGCCCUCAGUGAGAAGGUCUUAUCCAGUAAUCAGUCUCAGUACUGCUAAAUGUGGUCCAUCUCUCUUCUCUCCAUGUCUCCUCCUCACCAGGAGUCUGUCAGUGGUACCAACCGUAGCAGGUUACAACAACAGAGCCCAGUCAGAGAUCAACCUGCAGCACUGGCACAAUGCCCUCAACGACUGUCAGAAGGCACUGGAGAUGGAGCCAGGCAAUAUGAAAGGUACUGUUCCACUGGAGAUGGAGCCAGGCUCUAUGAAAGGUACUGUUCCACUGGAGAUGGAGCCAGGCCAUAUGAAAGGUACUGUUCCACUGGAGAUGGAGCCAGGCUAUAUGAAAGGUACUGUUCCACUGGAGAUGGAGCCAGGCAAUAUGAAAGGUACUGUUCCACUGGAGAUGGAGCCAGGCAAUAUGAAAGGUACUGUUCCACUGGAGAUGGAGCCAGGCAAUAUGAAAGGUACUGUUCCACUGGAGAUGGAGCCAGGCUCUAUGAAAGGUACUGUUCCACUGGAGAUGGAGCCAGGCCAUAUGAAAGGUACUGUUCCACUGGAGAUGGAGCCAGGCUAUAUGAAAGGUACUGUUCCACUGGAGAUGGAGCCAGGCUAUAUGAAAGGUACUGUUCCACUGGAGAUGGAGCCAGGCUCUAUGAAAGGUACUGUUCCACUGGAGAUGGAGCCAGGCUCUAUGAAAGGUACUGUUCCACUGGAGAUGGAGCCAGGCCAUAUGAAAGGUACUGUUCCACUGGAGAUGGAGCCAGGCUAUAUGAAAGGUACUGUUCCACUGGAGAUGGAGCCAGGCUAUAUGAAAGGUACUGUUCCACUGGAGAUGGAGCCAGGCUAUAUGAAAGGUACUGAUCCACUGGAGAUGGAGCCAGGCAAUAUGAAAGGUACUGUUCCACUGGAGAUGGAGCCAGGCUAUAUGAAAGGUACUGUUCCACUGGAGAUGGAGCCAGGCUAUAUGAAAGGUACUGUUCCACUGGAGAUGGAGCCGGGCUAUAUGAAAGGUACUCAACUUCUCCGCUGUUUUGGUCCCGUAUCUAUGACGUUGCAACUACGUGAAGCGAACUCAUGGACAUGUGCAGAUACUGUGUAUGACUGGGAAAGAGAAGUCGUGCAUCUUGCUCAGAUACUGUGUAUGACUGGGAGAGAGAAGUCGUGCAUCUCGCUCAGAUACUGUGUAUGACUGGGAGAGAGAAGUCGUGCAUCUCGCUCAGAUACUGUGUAUGACUGGGAGAGAGAAGUCGUGCAUCUCGCUCAGAGACUGUGUAUGACUGGGAGAGAGAAGUCAUGCAUCUCGCUCAGAUACUGUGUAUGACUGGGAGAGAGAAGUCGUGCAUCUCGCUCAGAGACUGUGUAUGACUGGGAGAGAGAAGUCGUGCAUCUCGCUCAGAGACUGUGUAUGACUGGGAGAGAGAAGUCGUGCAUCUCGCUCAGAGACUGUGUAUGACUGGGAGAGAGAAGUCGUGCAUCUCGCUCAGAGACUGUGUAUGACUGGGAGAGAGAAGUUGUGCAUCUCGCUCAGAGACUGUGUAUGACUGGGAGAGAGAAGUCGUGCAUCUCGCUCAGAGACUGUGUAUGACUGGGAGAGAGAAGUCGUGCAUCUCGCUCAGAGACUGUGUAUGACUGGGAGAGAGAAGUCGUGCAUCUCGCUCAGAGACUGUGUAUGACUGGGAGAAAGAAGUCGUGCGUCUUGCUCAUCUCAAUAUCUGUGGUGCUGCUGGUGCAUCGUCACUUAAUUGAGUCUACCUUUCAGAAUGACUGGUCUUGUCUAUUUAAUGUAUACGCACAGUUAUGAAUACUAAUAUAACCAUGCUACAUAGGAAACUGCAUCACCACAUGUGCGUCCAAAAUGGCACCCUAUUCCCUAUAUAGUGCACUACUUUUGGCCUGAGUCCUAUGGGCCCUGGUUCAAAAAUAGUGCACUGAGGAAUAAGGUGUGAUUUCAAAGCCCAUGUCAUGUUCCUGGCUGACAGGGUUUUGUAAUAUUGUGUGUUUUGAAGCUCUGCUCCGCAGGGCCACAGUGCUGAAACAGCAGGGGAACUAUCAGAUGGCUGCUGAAGACCUGAGGAGCGUACUGCAGGCUGAACCACAGAACAUCACUGCUACUGUAAGUGUCUCACACACACACACACACACACAGCCCAACACACACACAAACACACACACACACUCACACACACACACACACACACACACAGACCAACACGGUGUGUUGGAGUUACUGUAUCAACCAUUCUGUUCCCUCCACAAAAUGAAUGACAGCAUCAGGUCUCCUGUUUAUUCAAUAGACGGUACUGUAGUGACCAUCAGGUCUCCUGUUUAUUCAAUAGAUAGUACUGUAGUGACCAUCAGGUCUCCUGUUUAUUCAAUAGAUAGUACUGUAGUGACCAUCAGGUCUCCUGUUUAUUCAAUAUAUAGAUAGUACUGUAGUGACCAUCAGGUCUCCUGUUUAUUCAAUAGAUAGUACUGUAGUGACCAUCAGGUCUCCUGUUUAUUCAAUAGAUAGAUAGUACUGUAGUGACCAUCAGGUCUCCUGUUUAUUCAAUAGACGGUACUGUAGUGACCAUCAGGUCUCCUGUUUAUUCAAUAGACGGUACUGUAGUGACCAUCAGGUCUUCUGUUUAUUCAAUAGACGGUACUGUAGUGACCAUCAGGUCUCCUGUUUAUUCAAUAGACGGUACUGUAGUGACCAUCAGGUCUCCUGUUUAUUCAAUAGAUAGUACUGUAGUGACCAUCAGGUCUCCUGUUUAUCCAAUAGAUAGUACUGUAGUGACCAUCAGGUCUCCUGUUUAUUCAAUAGAUAGUACUGUAGUGACCAUCAGGUCUCCUGUUUAUUCAAUAGACGGUACUGUAGUGACCAUCAGGUCUCCUGUUUAUUCAAUAGAUAGUACUGUAGUGACCAUCAGGUCUCCUGUUUAUUCAAUAGACGGUACUGUAGUGACCAUCAGGUCUCCUGUUUAUUCAAUAGACGGUACUGUAGUGACCAUCAGGUCUCCUGUAUAUUCAAUAGAUAGUACUGUAGUGACCAUCAGGUCUCCUGUUUAUUCAAUAGACCCAAUUACGGUACUGUAGUGACCAUCAGGUCUCCUGUUUAUUCAAUAGAUAGAUAGUACUGUAGUGACCAUCAGGUCUCCUGUUUAUUCAAUAGGCGGUACUUUAGUGACCAUCAGGUCUCCUGUUUAUUCAAUAGACGGUACUGUAGUGACCAUCAGGUCUCCUGUUUAUUCAAUAGACGGUACUGUAGUGACCAUCAGGUCUCCUGUAUAUUCAAUAGAUAGUACUGUAGUGACCAUCAGGUCUCCUGUUUAUUCAAUAUACGGUACUGUAGUGACCAUCAGGUCUCCUGUUUAUUCAAUAGAUAGAUAGUACUGUAGUGACCAUCAGGUCUCCUGUUUAUUCAAUAGAUAGUACUGUAGUGACCAUCAGGUCUCCUGUUUAUUCAAUAGAUAGUACUGUAGUGACCAUCAGGUCUCCUGUUUAUUCAAUAGAUAGUACUGUAGUGACCAUCAGGUCUCCUGUUUAUUCAAUAGAUAGUACUGUAGUGACCAUCAGGUCUCCUGUUUAUUCAAUAGAUAGUACUGUAGUGACCUGGAAUGAUGGAUAUGGAGUUGACUUAUCUUCAGUCGUGUCACAUUUCAAAGGAACAUUAAGUCUUGAAUAGUAUGGACUGUUACUACUGUUAAAUCACCUGUCUUCAUCUGCAUAACAUGUUGUUUGACUAUGUUUGCAUUGAAUCUAAUGGAACAAUAGAAUGAACUAUUUUCAGGUCUUCUGUUCUGAUUUUCCUUCACACAUCCUGGCCCACAGAAACUUCUGGUUGAGGUGGAUAAGAAACUAAACCAGUGUCAACCGGAGAAGGAACGUAAAAGCAAGAAGAUCGUCAUUCAGGAAGUGGAGAAUGAGCAAGGGGAAGACCAGAGAGGUGAGUGA
Molecule: messenger RNA, 19992 nt
Organism: Coregonus sp. 'balchen'
Lineage: Eukaryota; Metazoa; Chordata; Actinopteri; Salmoniformes; Salmonidae
Source: the annotation of a GenBank genome assembly